Molecule: messenger RNA, 2490 nt
Organism: Staurois parvus
Lineage: Eukaryota; Metazoa; Chordata; Amphibia; Anura; Ranidae
Source: the annotation of a GenBank genome assembly
AUGUUCAGCACGACAUCAUCACUUAAUAAGCACAGACGAUUUUGUGAAGGGAAGAAUCACUUUGCUGCUGGAGGGUUAUUUGGUCAAGGAAUUUCACUUCCAGGGGCUCCAUCUUUGGAUAAGGCUUCUAUGAUCAAUAUGAACCAUGCAAACACAGGGCUUGCUGAUUACUUUGGUGCUAGCCGGCAUACUGCUGGCCUUACAUUUCCUACAGCUCCUGGAUUCUCUUUUGGUUUCCCUGGUCUUUUCCCCUCAGGUCUAUAUCAUAGGCCUCCUCUAAUCCCUGCCAGCUCCCCCAUUAAAGGACUUCCCAGUGUUGACCAGAUAAACAAGAGUCCCCAUAUGAACAGACCUCAGAUCUUGCCGGCAACACAGGACAUUUUGAAAGCACUGAGUAAGCACCCAUCUCUGUGUGAUUCAAAAUCCACAGAAUACUUAGCAGACAAUAAUGCUGAGCAACGGCCGCAUGACAAAACUAGCGACCAAUCAGAAAGCAGUGACCUUGAUGAUGUCAGCACUCCAAGUGGCAGUGACUUGGAGACCACUUCCGGCUCUGAUCUUGAAAGUGAUGUUGAAAGUGACAAGGAAAAAAUCAAAGAAAAUGGCAAAAUAUAUAAAGAGAAACUGAGCCCACUGCAGAAUCUUGCUGCGUUAAACAGCAAGAGAGAAUACAACAGUCAUUCUGUUUUCUCACCAUGUUUAGAGGAACAGACUGCUGUGUCUGGAGCUGUGAAUGACUCCAUAAAAGCUAUUGCCUCUAUAGCUGAAAAGUAUUUUGGAUCAACAGGACUUGUAGGCCUACCAGAUAAAAAGGGUGGAUCAAUACCUUACCCAUCAAUGUUUCCGCUUCCUUUUUUUCCAGCAUUUUCCCAAUCCGUAUACCCAUUUCCAGAGAGAGAUGUAAGACCCACACCUCUUAAAGUGGAACCAGAGUCCCCAAAAGAAAUAAAGAAAGUGCAAAAGGGUAAUGCAGAGUCUCCUUUUGAUCUUACCGUGAAGCGUAAGGAGGAAAAGACGGUACCAAAUGUGCCCUCAAAGCCACUAACCCCAGUUUCUUCCAGUCCUGAUCAGCCUUUGGACUUGAGUAUGGGAAGUAGAAGUCGAGCUGUGCCAACAAAACAAGCAGACCCAUCCAGAAAGAACCAUGUAUUUGGAGACAAAAAAGAUUUUGAUGUAGCUCAAUCAAAACAUUCUGAUCACUGUUUGCAACAUGCCAGACCUGCACCUUUCUUCAUGGAUCCUAUCUACAGGGUAGAAAAAAGGAAAUUAUUAGAUCCUCUUGAAGUUCUAAAAGAAAAAUAUUUAAGGCCUACUCCUGGAUUCUUAUUCCAUCCACAGUUCCCUAUGCCUGAUCAAAGAACGUGGAUGUCAGCAAUAGAAAACAUGGCGGAAAAGCUAGAGAAUUUUAAUGUCCUUAAACCUGAGGCUAGUGAGCUUAUUCAAUCUGUUCCUUCCAUGUUUAACUUUCGAACCUCAGCAUCUGCCCUUCCAGAAAAUAUCCUUCGAAAAGGAAAAGAACGAUAUACCUGCAGGUACUGUGGGAAGAUUUUCCCAAGAUCUGCAAAUCUAACGCGGCAUCUACGGACUCACACAGGAGAACAGCCUUACCGAUGUAAAUACUGUGACCGGUCUUUCAGUAUCUCCUCCAAUCUCCAACGGCAUGUCCGCAACAUUCACAACAAGGAGAAGCCAUUCAAGUGCCACUUGUGUGAUAGAUGCUUUGGUCAGCAAACUAACCUAGAUCGACAUCUAAAGAAGCAUGAGAAUGGAAACCUCUCUGGUACAGCUGCAUCUUCCCCUCAUUCAGAGUCUGAAGGCACAGGAGCCAUUCUGGAAGACAAGGAAGAUUCUUAUUUUACAGAAAUUCGAAAUUUUAUUGGCAACAGCAGCCAAAGCAAGCAGUCACCUUUGAACUCAGAAGACAGGAUGAAUGGGAGUCAUGAUAAAAUUAUGCUGACUGGUCAGAAUUCUGAUAUCUUGGAUGAUGAUGAGAUAGAGGAUGACACUAUUCUGGAUGAAGAUGAGGAGGAGAAUGACCCUACAGAGAAAUCACUGAAGGAACCAAAUUCAAGUUUGCUUGAAAACUGCCGUGACAAUGACUUUGAGGAAGAGAGUAAGGCUGCCUUAAACUGCAAAGUCACCCCCAACAGCUGGUCCCCUUUGUUUUGCAGGUAUGAUGAUGAAGAUUUCAAAACUGGUCUGUCAGCUCUGGACCACAUACGGCACUUCACAGAUAGUCUUAAGAUGAGAAAAAUGGAUGACAGUCAAUAUAAUGAUGAUGAUCUCGCUGCUUUCACUGCUUCACAAUUGGCAGAAGAAUUAAAACAGCCACUUUAUAGAAAAUCCAAAUCCCAGGCAUAUGCUAUGAUGCUGUCAUUAUCAGACCAGGAACCACUGCAUAGCGCAACCCACAAUUCCCCUAGUAUGUGGCACAACAUGGCAAGGGCAGCUGCCGAAUCCACUGCUUUACACUCUAUUAGUCAUGUAUGA